UCAUUCCCUCCUCCCAUCUUAGAACGUGUUGAAGAGAUUAUAGGCUCUGCUGGUCUGCAGCAAUUAGAACAGGAAUUUGCAGAUUUGGAGUUGAAGGCAGCUGAUGGGCUCUUUCUGGGAUGAUCGAGAUAAAGCUCAAGGAACCCUUUUAGCCCUAACUUAUGUCAAAGACGAUAAAAUUACUUACAGAGUUCAAACACCCAGGUUUAUAAAUCUUCUAUCAGUCCAUGAUUUUGUAUUUCCAUUGCUUUCAAUGCCAGACUGGUGGGUGAGCCUUUGGAGAAAGGGGAUGGUUCUGGAUGAGUAGUGAGAAAGGAAGGCUGUGUUUUAGAUGAGGGUAAAAUAGACAUUUUACAAAGGCUGAUGUGUGCGGAGUGUGCUUUAUAACGGGGCGAAUUUUUCUUUCGAUAUUUGUUUGAUCGAUUUGCUUGCGGACGAGACGAAAUACGAAUCCGAGCGACAUAGGCAGACACAGCAAACUAUGGGGGCGACGGGAGGCGAUGUGGAGGCCGGGUUCGCGAAGCUCCAGGGCGAAGACUUCGAGUAUUACAUGCAGACUUACUCUAUCAUCCUCGGCCGCAAUUCCAAGAAGUCGACCGUUGACGUCGACCUUUCCAGCCUCGGCGGUGGCAUGAACAUCUCACGCCACCACGCCCGCAUCUUCUACGACUUUGCCCGCCGCCGCUUCGCACUCGAGGUCCUCGGAAAGAAUGGCUGCUUCGUCGAGGGCGUUCUCCACCUCCCUGGAAACCCCCCUGUCAAGCUCGACUCCCAGGACCUUCUUCAGAUCGGAGACAAGGAGUUCUACUUCCUCCUGCCCGUGCGAAGCAUCCUCGGUGGGCCUCUCGGCCACAGGCAUUUCGUGGGCGCAGCUGCCGGGGCCGGGGCCGGGGCCUCUGCUGCGCACUACGGUAAUUUUCAUCUGGCGGGGCCCACAGCGACGCCUGCCGUAAAGAAGGGGAGAGGGAGGGACUUCUACGAGGAGGAGUACGAUGAUGAGGAUGAGAUUGGUGGUGGUGCCGGGAGUGGUAAGAAGUUGAGGAGAGAAGGGUUUGAGGGGUACGGCUUCAGCGCUGGUGGUUCGGGCGAGAAGAAAGCAGAGGGAAGAUUAAGGGUUGAUCGAGAAGCUGACAAUCAUCAACUUUUGCAGUUGGAAGAAAAGGAUGUAGUAUCAACGGUAGCUACCGCGCUCUCAGAUAUUUGUGGUCCUGGAGAAUGGAUGCCUAUGGAGAAACUUCACACAGUGUUGUUGGAUAAGUAUGCUAAUGUCUGGCAUCAUAGUCGAGUAAGAAGAUAUCUCACAUCUGAGGAUUGGCCUGGUCCUGAAUCCAAGGGGAAACCAUGGUACGGCUUGCUUAUGUUGCUAAGGAAAUAUCCUGAACACUUUGUCAUUAACACGAGGUCCAAGGGUCGGAUUACAUUGGAGUUUGUCUCUCUUGUCUCUCUGCUUUCAUGACAUAAUGAGACACCAAAGCGUGAUUACGUGCUGCUGAUAAUUUAUCACGAAGUUUAAUGGAAAAGUGACAAAUAUUGCUGAUCGUCUACUUUGAUACUGAUCCUUUGAAAUAUGGUCAGGCAGUGAUAGUAAGUUUUGGAUGGGAGCCAGCUGCACGUGUAAGUGACACAAAUCUACAUUAUUUUGCUGCUGCUUAGGCUUUUGUUUUGACAUGGGAAUUGUUCUGCACAAUGUGUUGGUAAACAACUAAUUGUCUUUAAGGACAAUGGAUCUUCAUUACCCAAGAAGCUAGCUGCCCCACAAAGUUUUCUCUAGUUAUGCCUCAGGCAUCGAAAUAGGGGCAAAUCUGAAGCCCUUCCAAUUUUGUAUGUAACUUUUUUCCUAAAGCAAUUGGAACAGUUUUGCCAAUCUGGCUGUUAAUAUUUAA
Juglans regia (Persian walnut) is the source of this 1883-nucleotide messenger RNA. Its product is annotated as FHA domain-containing protein FHA2. Gene Ontology annotation, cellular component: nucleus. Gene Ontology annotation, biological process: regulation of ribosomal protein gene transcription by RNA polymerase II. The transcript has 3 exons. Gene Ontology annotation, molecular function: protein binding; sequence-specific DNA binding. The coding region runs from base 482 to 1456 and encodes 324 amino acids. NCBI's taxonomy places the organism in Eukaryota, Viridiplantae, Streptophyta, Magnoliopsida, Fagales, Juglandaceae. The record is from RefSeq and is a predicted model, not a curated record.